Messenger RNA from Xylona heveae TC161, 1005 nucleotides. Its product is annotated as S-adenosyl-L-methionine-dependent methyltransferase. The coding region runs from base 1 to 1005 and encodes 334 amino acids. Gene Ontology annotation, biological process: peptidyl-arginine methylation. The record is from RefSeq and is a predicted model, not a curated record. Gene Ontology annotation, molecular function: protein-arginine N-methyltransferase activity. Lineage: Eukaryota; Fungi; Ascomycota; Xylonomycetes; Xylonales; Xylonaceae. Gene Ontology annotation, cellular component: nucleus. The transcript is spliced from 6 exons.
AUGGACGACAAAUUAGCUGGCAUGGAGCAUUCUGAGGCUCAUUAUUUCAACAGUUACAAUCAUCAUGGCAUUCACGAAGAGAUGCUGAAAGAUGAGGUCCGCACAAAGUCCUACAGAGAUGCUAUCUACCAGAACCGUCACCUUUUCAAGGACAAGGUUGUUCUCGAUGUCGGAUGUGGUACAUCCAUCCUCAGCAUGUUCGCUGUGAAGGCAGGAGCCAAGCAUGUUAUUGGCGUCGACAUGUCUAGCAUCAUUGAGAAGGCGCGCGAAAUUGUCGAAGUCAACGGCAUGUCGGACAAGAUCACUCUCCUCCAAGGAAAAAUGGAAGAAGUUCAGCUUCCUUUCCCCAAGGUUGACAUUAUCAUCUCGGAGUGGAUGGGCUACUUUCUCCUGUAUGAAAGCAUGUUGGACACUGUUCUCUAUGCGCGUGACAAGUACCUUGUCCCCAACGGUCUCAUCUUCCCGGACAAGGCCACCCUUUUCCUGGCCGGUAUCGAGGAUGGAGAGUACAAGGAGGAAAAGAUUGGAUUCUGGGACAAUGUGUACGGCUUUGACUAUACUCCCUUGAAGCAAACCGCAUUGACCGAGCCGCUUGUCGACACUGUUGAGCUCAAGGCUGUCGUGACCGAUCCUACUCCCAUUCUCACUCUGGAUCUUUACACCGUCCAACCCAGCGAUCUCGCCUUUUCGUCUACUUUUGCUCUCAAUGUCCGCCGAGAGGACUUUGUCCACGCCCUUAUUGCUUGGUUCGACAUUGAUUUCACUGCCUGCCACAAGCCGAUCCGCUUCUCGACUGGACCCCACAGCAAGUACACCCACUGGAAGCAGACUGUGUUCUAUAUCCAGGACGUCCUCACCGUCGAGGCUGGCGACAAGAUUACGGGUCUGCUUGAGAACAAGCCCAACUCCAAGAACAAGCGGGACCUUGACAUUAAGAUCUCGUAUGAAUUUGAGCCGGCCGACCCGACCCGGAAAGCAGGCGGAUCCUAUGAGUACAAGAUGUGA